Messenger RNA from Hydra vulgaris (swiftwater hydra), 590 nucleotides. Its product is annotated as UPF0488 protein C8orf33. Lineage: Eukaryota; Metazoa; Cnidaria; Hydrozoa; Anthoathecata; Hydridae. The record is from RefSeq and is a predicted model, not a curated record.
GGAAAAAUAUAAAAAGAUGAAAAAUGAAGAUGAUGAAAAAAAAGCCAAUAAAAAAGCCAAGCAACAAAGUAAAAAUAAAAAGAAAAAAGAAAUGAUGAAAAGCAAAAAACAACAAGAGCAGAAACAACAAGAGUUGGUUGCACAUGAAAAUAUUUCAAAUGAAGAAGAUAACUUUGCUGAAGAAUUACAGUGGUGUAUACAACAAAUUGAGCUAGGCUUAAAGACACGCAAACCAAGUCCAGAUCAAGUAAUCAAAAGUCAAAAAUUGAUGCAACAAUUAAUGUCUACAAAAACACCUAAGGCAAAAAAACGGAUGUUGAUGAAGUUAAACUUUGGCAACUACAGAGAGAAAAUAGCAGCUCAAAUCAAAAUGCAAGUAUCUCCUGGUUGUUUGGUAAGCGCUGAUGAAAUACUUAUGAAAAAAAGUGUUUUUAUUAAAAAAAAGUCUAAUAAUAUGCCAGUGCUAAGUACUUCAAUUAAAAGUGAAGAGGUGUUUUAUUUCAAUUUUCCUCAACCAUCAAUAGAGACUGAUUUAAACCUUCAGAAUUUGCUUAUUCAUUAAAGAAAAGUUUUAAAGAUUUUUUCUAUUA